Messenger RNA from Plasmodium gaboni, 1468 nucleotides. RefSeq names its product exported protein (PHISTb). The transcript has 2 exons. The annotation marks the transcript as partial. Lineage: Eukaryota; Apicomplexa; Aconoidasida; Haemosporida; Plasmodiidae. The record is from RefSeq and is a predicted model, not a curated record.
CGUUGUUGGAAUAAUAUACGUCAUAUUACUUAAUGUAUGCUCCUAUGAAUGUAAUAAUGCUGUAGGAACCCAAUCAAAUAAUUUGUAUAAUAGAAAUUUAGCAGAAGCUGAAAGUGCACCAGAAGAUGUUAUGGAAUCUACUAAGAGUAGUUCUAAUUUAUAUAACUCACCACAUGAACAUGCUGAAAGUAUAAUACAAAAAGCACUUAAUGAAGGUGAUAGUGUAUUUGAUGGUUAUAAGAACUUAUUUUCUAAUUUGAAGGAAGAAGAACCAUACAAAAGAUAUAACUUAAACGGUUUAGGUGAAAAGAAUCCCUUAUUUACUAACGGUGUCGAUGAGAACUUAAAUAAGAAAAUAAAAGGUUUAGUUCAGAAUGGAUAUAAGAAUAAACAAGAAAUGGAUGAGUUAUGGAAAGAAGUUAAUAAAAAUGAAAAGGAUAAAUAUGACAAUUUAGGUAAAGAUAUAUUUGGUCAUUACGUUAAAACAAAAGCUUUAUAUGAUACACCACCUAGAUUUGCAGAGGCUACAUGGAAAACUGUAAAUGAAAUUUAUAUGUUAACAGAAAAAAAUACCGAAUCUUAUUUGAAAGUUAUAUUUUAUGAUUGGUUUAAUGGUAAAAAAACCACAGCAGAUGAGUUUUACCUUCUUUUAUGUGCUACUAAAUUAGUAUGGAGAACAGUUAUGGAUAAUAUAAAUCAUUCAUGUAUGGGAAUGUUGACCAAAUGUUUUGAAUUAAAAAAAACAACAGGAAAAGAAUUAAGUUGCACAAUGAUUUUAAAUAAAUACAAAGAUGCAUUCUCUGGUACCACUAGAAGUCGUCAUUCUUUUGUUACAAAUGUGGAAAAUCAAGAAGUGAAAAAUUAUGUACCAACAAAACAUAAUUACGAAAAUUGCCUUAAAACAGCACCAUAUAUUGAUGACGCCCAAAUGCCAGGUUACUUCCUUAAAAGUGAAUAUGAUGAACAACCAGUACAUGAACACCUUGAAAAUGCUGUGACGAAUAAACCACAUCCAAAAAUGCAUUAUAAAGAAGAAAAUAAGGAAGUAAAAGAAAAUACCGAACAAGAAAACACUGAAGUAGAAAACACAGAAGAAGAAAAUACCGAACAAGAAAACACAGAAGUAGAAAACACAGAAGAAGAAAAUACCGAACAAGAAAACACUGAAGUAGAAAAUACAGAGGAAGAAAAUACCGAACAAGAAAACACAGAAGUAGAAAACACAGAAGAAGAAAACACAGAAGAAGAAAACACAGAAGAAGAAAACACAGAAGAAGAAAAUACAGAAGAAGAAAAUACAGAAGAAGAAAACACAGAAGAAGAAAAUACAGAAGAAGAAGACACAGAAGAAGAAGAAAAUAAAGAAGAAGAAAACACAGACGAAGAAGAAAAUAAAGAAGAAGAAGAAGAAAAUAAAGAAGAAGAAGAAGAAAAUACAGAAGAUGAAGAUGAAGAUGACUUAGAAUAG